This is a messenger RNA of Manihot esculenta (cassava), 1694 nucleotides long. RefSeq names its product protein trichome birefringence-like 3. NCBI's taxonomy places the organism in Eukaryota, Viridiplantae, Streptophyta, Magnoliopsida, Malpighiales, Euphorbiaceae. The record is from RefSeq and is a predicted model, not a curated record. Gene Ontology annotation, molecular function: O-acetyltransferase activity. Gene Ontology annotation, cellular component: Golgi apparatus. The transcript has 6 exons. Bases 179 to 1444 code for a protein of 421 amino acids.
ACAACCCAUUAGUGGCUUUUGCUUUACUCCUACUCAAAUGUCUCAUACAAAAAUAACCCAUCUCAUAUAAAUCAAACUGGAAACAAGUCUUCAUCAUUCUGUUUGCUUGCUCUAGUGAUCAUAAGCUUUUAAUUUGUCCCCAAUGUUAUAAUAAUUUCUUUUCUUUCAGGAUUCAGCAAUGAGCUUAGCUCCCUCUCCAUCUGCUGCAAUGAAACCUCCAAGAGGAAAGCUGCCAAUUUCUAUUAUCACUAUUGUUAUUUGUGGUUUUGCUUUUGUUGCUCUCUUGUAUGCUGACACUUCCAGGUCUUUUUUUAAGCUUAAAUCUUGUCCUAGGAGACAUGGUGCUAAAAAGUCAAGGGAAAAUACUAAAAGCUUCGAACUGGAUGAUAGAUUCGAGUUCGACCCAGAAGAGUGCACAGUUAAUACUGGAAAGUGGGUGUUUAACAAAUCACUCGAGCCUUUUUACACAGACAGAAGCUGUCCCUAUUUAGAUAAACAAGUUUCUUGUGUCAUGAACGGACGGCGAGAUUCCGAUUACCGGCACUGGGAAUGGCAGCCUGACGACUGUACAUUGCCAAGAUUUAAUCCGGAACUUGCACUUAAGAAACUGAGAGGGAAGAGGCUGAUGUUCGUCGGCGAUUCACUGCAAAGAGGCCAAUGGCAAUCAUUCGUCUGUCUGGUGGAAUGGCUUAUACCUGAAGAUAAGAAGUCGUUGAAACGGGGUCGUUUUCUGUCUGUCUUCAGAGCCAAGGAAUAUGAUGCCACCAUUGAAUUCUACUGGGCACCUUUUCUUGUUGAGUCGAAUACUGAUCAACCCAUUUUAGGAGAUCCAAAGAAAAGAAUAAUUAAAGUUGAUUCAAUUGAAAAGCAUGCUAAAAACUGGAGAGGAGUUGAUAUUCUCGUAUUCAAUACUUAUGUUUGGUGGAUGAGUGGUCUUAGACUCAAAACACUAUGGGGUUCAUUUGCAAAUGGGCAAGAAGGUUAUGAAGAAUUGGAUACACCAGUUGCUUAUAAAAUUGGUUUCAAGACAUGGGCUAACUGGGUUGACUCAAAUAUUAAUCCCAACAAGACUCGUGUCUUCUUUACCACCAUGUCACCUACACACACAAGAAGCCAAGACUGGAACAAUACAAAAGGGAUAAAAUGCUUCAACGAAACAAAGCCAGUAACGAAGAAGAGAUACUGGGGAAGUGGUUCAGACAAGAAAAUGAUGAGUGUGGUGGCAAGUGUAGUAGGGAAAAUGAAAGUUCCAGUUACUGUCCUAAACAUUACACAGUUAUCAGAGUACCGAAUCGAUGCUCACACAUCAGUAUACACAGAGACAGGAGGGAAAAUGUUGACAGAUGAACAAAAGGCCGAUCCUUUACACCAUGCAGAUUGCAUACAUUGGUGCUUGCCAGGAGUUCCUGAUACUUGGAAUCAAAUGUUUCUUGCAUAUUUGUAGCUCAAACUCAAAUGGCAAUGAAAGGAAUCUGUGUGUUCCUUUUCAUCAAUUGUAUACAAUGUGUAGCUUGCCAUCUGAGCUUUUCCUCUUGUCAACAGAAAAUUCUUUUGAUUAUAUUUCCUUUUUUCAAAAAAUUACUCGGAAAUAUAUAAAUUCUUCAUAAAAAAGUUUCUGCAAAAUUAGAAACUUUGGGCUGGAGACAAAACCUUUCCCUAGUGAAUUACGAUCAAGUCUCAGAAUUUUUAGUAAA